Molecule: messenger RNA, 597 nt
Organism: Suillus clintonianus
Lineage: Eukaryota; Fungi; Basidiomycota; Agaricomycetes; Boletales; Suillaceae
Exons: 3
Coding region: 1-597 (198 amino acids)
Source: RefSeq, a predicted model, not a curated record
AUGUCUGAAAUUGACGCAUGCGCCCUCAAUACUGAUGGAUCUCUUAAGGAUGCUAAGGACAUCGUCUUUUAUCAUGAUCCUGAUGAUACCGUCCCACUAUCUACUCCUUCCUCUGCACCUACUCUCACAGGUUGCAAACCAGUGCCAGUUAUAGCUGGUUCUCGACGAUCCGUUCGCACGUCCAAGCCAUCUGCUCGCCUGCGGGAUACCGAGAACAUUUAUUCCUCGACGAGCCGAAAACGUGCUUUAUCCAGCGCUAACGAAAUUCAACCGGCCCGCAAGAAAGUCAUACCAUCUUUAUUUGAUGAUGAUAGCCUUGACGAUAACGACACUGGCAACGAUACUGAUCCUUUGGAGCCUGGCGCUGACCAGCCCGAAGCUGAAGAUGAAUCCGAACCGGAGGACGAUGCUGAAACUGAGGACGGCGCUGAACCCAAGGUCGCGCAAGCCACUUUGGCAAAGAGCGAACGGACGCUGGUGAACCUGAGAGCAGGCACAUAUUUCGAGGAGGAAUUUCUACACUCCGCACUCAUGUUAGUCGCAAAAAAAACCACUUUCAACUCUACAAGGCUCGUUGUCAAGCUGCAGGAAUUGUAA